AUGAGUUCCUUGUACAUUUUCUUCGCCUUCCUCCUGACUUUUGCACAGUGGUCCAAGGCAAGCAGCGAAUUUGAACAUGAGGAACACGGAAAUGGACAUGAAUUUCCUGUAACACAUUUCCGUGCAGUAGCAGCAGCAGCUCCUAUGUUCUAUGGAUACGGAUACGGAUACCCAUACGGCUAUGGACUUGUCCCAUUCAAGAACCGUAAGAAGGCCGCCCAUAAGAAGAAGAGCUCGCACAGAGUCUAG
Molecule: messenger RNA, 249 nt
Organism: Necator americanus (New World hookworm)
Lineage: Eukaryota; Metazoa; Nematoda; Chromadorea; Rhabditida; Ancylostomatidae
Exons: 5
Coding region: 1-249 (82 amino acids)
Source: RefSeq, a predicted model, not a curated record